CCAUAAUCCACACAUAACCCCUUAGCGUUCAAACCCAUAUAACCGACGUGGACAUCAUCAUUGCCAUCAUUUAAGAUAGCAUUCCCUAUCAUUGCAUUUCAGUCCACCCCUUCUCCGCAACGCAAUUCCACGACCAUGUCUCUCAAGCGCAAGGCAUCAUUCCCGACUAUUGCCUCCCCCGAUGCCGACUCAUUCAUGAUGGAGCGGUUGACAAUGGAUGAUUCUCCGAAACAUCUGAGUAGUCGCACCCGAAAGCGUUUCAGGGACGAUCGCCCGGAAGACAAAGUGGUAUACGAGAAUACCCUCCGCUGGCUCUUCACUGCUCAGCAGCAACAAGAACCCACGGCGGCUCCCUCCGCAGACGAGAACAUGGAGCUAGAGGCACCCCCCUCGUCAGAGAUUGUCGAUCCACGCCAACAAACCCUCCACAAGUUCUUUCAGCCCUCUCAAACGUCGUCAUUCCAGCCUCGCGCGAACCAUCUCAACCACCACCCCCACGCCAACUCCCCAUCCACGGACAUCUUCCCGCAACGCCCAGAUUACGAUAUGGUUUCAACCGUCACCUCGCUCAGUCGCGACACAAGCAGUCCAUCUUCCCACGGUGCCGGCGCCGGAAUGGACAUGGACACGGACUCCGGUCGCGAUGAACCCGGUCAAGAUAUCAGGAAAUGGAUGGGCGGGUGGAUGCCAUAGUCAUUCGAACUUUUAAUGCCAUGGUUUCUGCCGUGAUAUUUCUGCUUGUUACGGAUAUAACAUCCUGCCAACCAUUGCUGGUCAUGUUGGCAUCAUACCCUAUUUGUGUUUAAGAUCAGACGACUAUUUGGGCAGAUAUUUGCAUGGCACUGU
Molecule: messenger RNA, 846 nt
Organism: Aspergillus steynii IBT 23096
Lineage: Eukaryota; Fungi; Ascomycota; Eurotiomycetes; Eurotiales; Aspergillaceae
Exons: 2
Coding region: 136-693 (185 amino acids)
Source: RefSeq, a predicted model, not a curated record